GACAAGUGGAGCAAAAAGAUGGAUUUCCUCCUCUCGGUCAUUGGAUUCGCCGUCGAUCUGGGCAACGUCUGGCGGUUCCCUUACAUCUGCUACCAAAACGGAGGGGGAGCCUUCCUCAUCCCCUACAUGCUGAUGGCGGUUUUCGGGGGGGUGCCCCUCUUCUACAUGGAGCUGGCCCUGGGGCAGUUCCACAGGACGGGAGCCAUCCCCAUCUGGAAGUGCAUCUGCCCCAUCUUCAAAGGCAUCGGCUUUGCCAUUUGCAUCAUUGGCCUGUACGUCUCCUUCUACUACAACACCAUCAUCGCCUGGGCUCUCUACUACUUCUACUCGUCCUUCUCGGGCACCCUGCCCUGGGCGAGCUGCGACAACCCCUGGAACACUCCUGACUGCACCAACUACUUCGGGAGGAGCAACGUCACCUGGACCAACUUCUCCAGGUCCCCCGCGGAAGAGUUUUAUAUGAGGAAGGUCCUGGAGCUCCAGAAUUCCGGGGGUCUGUACGACAUGGGGGGAAUCCACUGGCAACUGCUCCUCUGCCUCUUCCUCAUCUUCACCAUUGUUUACUUCAGCCUGUGGAAAGGGGUGAAAACCUCUGGGAAGGUGGUUUGGGUGACGGCCACACUGCCCUACGUCGUCCUCCUCAUCCUGCUGGUCCGAGGGGCCACCCUACCCGGCGCCUGGAAAGGGAUCGUCUUUUACCUGCGCCCGGACUGGGGCAAGCUCCUGAGCACGGCGGUUUGGGUUGAUGCUGCCGCGCAGAUUUUCUUCUCCCUGGGCCCUGGAUUCGGUGUCCUCCUUGCUCUGGCCAGUUACAACCACUUCCACAACAACUGCUACCG
This is a messenger RNA of Eurypyga helias (sunbittern), 839 nucleotides long. Its product is annotated as sodium-dependent serotonin transporter-like. Gene Ontology annotation, cellular component: neuron projection; membrane. The transcript is spliced from 6 exons. Gene Ontology annotation, molecular function: serotonin:sodium:chloride symporter activity; serotonin binding. Gene Ontology annotation, biological process: serotonin uptake; sodium ion transmembrane transport. The annotation marks the transcript as partial. Lineage: Eukaryota; Metazoa; Chordata; Aves; Eurypygiformes; Eurypygidae. The record is from RefSeq and is a predicted model, not a curated record.